Messenger RNA from Naegleria fowleri, 816 nucleotides. RefSeq lists its product as uncharacterized. The record is from RefSeq and is a predicted model, not a curated record. The transcript has a single exon. Bases 1 to 816 code for a protein of 271 amino acids. NCBI's taxonomy places the organism in Eukaryota, Heterolobosea, Eutetramitea, Acrasida, Naegleriidae.
AUGUUGCACUCAGGCCCGCCCUUAAAUCCCUCACAUCAUCAUCACCCUUCCAUUCAACCACAGCCUUCUUCCUCACAAUCUCAAACGCAACAACCACCACCCUCUCUGACAACGAUACCUCCCAUGACAUAUCAGCAAAUGUUCGAGUUGUAUCAUUAUUUGAAUGCUCAACUCUCAAAUCCGAGCGCGCUAUCUUUCAAUCCCAGUAGUAAUAACAAUAAUCAUCUUCAUACGAGUCCAUUUCUUUCAUCGACCUUAAUACAUGCUCCUUCUGUUCCAUCUCAAGCUUUCCUAUCUAGCGGGGCCUCCUCGAUGACUCCCCAGUCUUCCCUUCCCGACAACCCGAUGCCCCAACCAACAUCCAACAGUUUCCAAAUGCACCCUCACUUCCAACCAGCCAUAUCUGAUGAUACCAUUGCACUCUACCAAGAUAUUGAUCAUUUGUAUCAAGAAAUGGAGGGUCUUAUUAACUUUAAAAACAAACAAAAAGAAAUUAACAAAGCCAUUGAAACGAUUAUAAAAGAAAAAUUUACCCAACAAAAGAAGGCGGAAUUGGAAAAGAAACUGAAAAAAGAAUUACUGAAGAGGUACAAAAAUCCAACAAGAAAACAACAUGAAGCGGCAGCAAAAAUUCAGAGAUGGUUUCGUGAAAUAGCCUCACGAAAUAAGGAUAAACUCAUCCGAUCAUUAAGAUGUGAGAUUGAGAGUCUCAAAUAUCAACUUCAAAUGAUUCGGGUGGAACAACAAACAUGCAUUCAGCUAGUACGAUUACUGUUUGAGCAGGUACAGUUUCUUUCUUUGGAAGAUAGAUGUUAG